Messenger RNA from Poeciliopsis prolifica (blackstripe livebearer), 3017 nucleotides. RefSeq lists its product as uncharacterized. Lineage: Eukaryota; Metazoa; Chordata; Actinopteri; Cyprinodontiformes; Poeciliidae. Bases 64 to 1365 code for a protein of 433 amino acids. The transcript has 5 exons. The record is from RefSeq and is a predicted model, not a curated record.
AAGACGAGCCGUGGCUGCAGUCUCAGCUUCGGGUUCUGCCUGAGGCCAGGAAUCCAUUUCACCAUGUCAAAACACAUCAGAAACACAUUCCUUGUCCUCGCCCUCAUCACCAUAGGUGUAAUCAUACUCUUUGCUAGCAAUAGAUCACCCAGCUUAGACCAGAAACCUGUUGUCCCAGAGGUUAGUCCGCAAUCAGUCUCCAAUCAGAGCAUCACUCCCCUGAAAAACACCAAGCACUUCUUAGUCUCGGCCUUCAUGGAUCAGAGAAUACAGGGCUUUGACAUUCGCCUCAUUGGGAUUUUUCGGAAAGACUCCAUGCAGGAGCUCCACUGCUUCAUCUACUGUGCCGGCUACCCAAGUGAAACCACUCCAGCGCACAUUUUGCAACACUCAGAGAACUUUGGGUUUCCAUUCGUCACCACAGAUGUCAUGUGCCCGAUUCCUAAAAACUGCAGUGCCACACAUGUCACUCUUCUGACAAAGCCCAGCCCUGAGACGGGAACCAAAUACGACUGGCUUCCCAUAAGGAACAAGAAAACUAAUGGAGGAAAGGAGGAAAAGAUGGAUUUCACUGUGUGCAUCUCCAGUCUGUUUGGGGACUACAACAAUGUGCUGCAGUUUGCACAGACUCUAGAGAUGUACAGGUUGCUCGGCGUGAACAGAGUGGUGAUCUACAACACCAGCUGUGGCCCGGAUCUUGACCGUCUUCUGCAGAGCUACAGCCAGGAGGGCUUUGUGGAAAUAGUUUCCUGGCCAAUCGACAAAUACAUGAAUCCAUCGCGAGGCUGGCUCUUUUCAGAGUCUGGAGGCGAUAUUCACUACUUUGGCCAGCUCACCACACUCAACGAGUGCAUCUACAGAUCCAUGGAGCGUUCCCGCUACGUCCUGCUAAACGAUAUAGAUGAGAUCAUCAUGCCGUAUCAACAUGACAACCUGAAGUCUCUGAUGGACGAGCUGCAGAAGCAGCAUUCAGACGUGGGGGUGUUCCUGAUUGAGAACCACAUCUUUCCCAAGAAUCACUUUGAACCAAGUAGGAGGUUUCACCUUCCUCAGUGGAUUGGGGUGCCUGGAGUAAAUAUUCUGGAACAUGUUUACAGAGAAGACCCUGACCAAGCGAUUUACCAUCCACGCAAGUUGAUCGUUCAGCCAAGGAUGGUGGAGCAGACAUCAGUGCAUGAAGUGCUUCGAUUCUUUGGGAAGAAGUACAACGUCCCGAUGGACGUUUGUCGGAUCAUUCACGUCCGUGUUGCCCUACGGAAAUCACUGAAACUGGAGGAGCUCAAUGUGGACAAGCGGCUGUGGUAUUUUCAGGAGAAAUUGAUUCCCAACGUGGACAAAGUGUUGGAAAAUUUGGGGUUUCUAUAAUGAAAAUUGAAGGACGGGGUCGGAAGAAGGUUCCUAGUUUGCAGCUGAAAGCUGACAGUGAAUGUAUGCCAUCAGAGGGAGCUUGUUUAGUACUUUUUUUUUUUAGAUUUAUAGAACACACACACACACACAUCAGUUUUGCAAUGUAAUUAUGUGGUGUAUAAAAAAGGUUUUUCACAGGUUGUUAAAAUAUUUAUGUACUGUACAUGUAACACAGGAGUACACUCAUGCCUUUUAUGUUAUACUUAUUUGUAGCAGGAAUUCAUAACAGCAAAAGCUGAUUCUUUCCUAUAGAUAUAUUGAUAUAGAUAUAAAUACAUAUAGCUACAUAUAUAGAUAUAAAUAUAUACAGAUAGAUCUAUAUAUGUAUAGAUAUAAAUAUGACUCAGGUAUUUUUAAGUUGUUUCAUCAACUGGAAUUAUGUUUGCAUGUGAAGGUAUUUUAUCAAUGCUAGUAACAGCAUUUUAUUCCCAGAAACCUGAGAAAUGUAUUGUGGAUGAAAGUUCACACAGGGUUCUUUAUACCUUUCCUGCCUCAGGGAACCAUUUAUGGGAGAUCUAACAAACCUUUUAACCCUCCUGUUAGUUUCUGAGGUACAGCUCUAAUAUUCGUGGGUCAGUUUGACCCGGGGAGUGUUUUAUCAUGCAAUAGUGUCAAAAACCAAACAAAUUCUUUGUUUCUGAUUAUUAACUCCCACUUCAAUCAAUAUUUGUGCUAUGAUGUUUUGUUUUUUUAUUACUAUUUCUCACAAAAAAGGAGCAAUGAUGACAAUUUACUAAUUUGGACAUAAAAAAUAGAAUUUAUGUUUUUUAUGACCACUGAAAAAAAAAACCUACACACAAAAAAACUAUAGUUUUCUUGAAAUUAAUGUUUUGUUAAUAGUUUUUUUUUUCUAAGAACUUUGUAAUUGAACUUGAGACAUACAUACUGUUCUGGGUCAAAUUGACCUGCUGAUUAAAAUCAAGACGAACGACUCAUGCAGAAACUAUUUGCAUGAGUUUCUGCAUGAGUGGAGUUUGAAAAGAUUCCUGUUUUAAGUUGCACGAACACCUGUUUUCUCACAGGUUCCUAGUGAAGCAAAGAGAAUAGUGAGAAAGUGGGCUUGCUUGUGUGUGUGGGUGGUGUCUGAAAUCUGGUUCAUAGCUGCAAGGAAACUUACAGAAUUUGACUUUUUUUCUUUUCUUUUCUUUUUUACCCUUCAACUUGACUGCUGGGUCAAAUUGACCAGAACGGUGUCUAUGCAAAAAGUAAACACAGGGGAGGCUUGCAAAUGUGUGAAAUGAAUCAAUUUUCAAUUUAUAUGUAGAGUGCAUCUAUUAAGACAAAUUAAAAACUACUUCUAUUUAAAAAAAAUAAAAAUAAAAAAUUGACCUGCAACAUAACAGGAGGAUUAAUGCUGCCAUUUACGUUCAAACACUUUAGAUGUGACUGUCUCUUACUUUGCCUGCGAUUUCUGAGAUUGUGUGUCAGGGAGUAAAUAUCACCGCGGCUCAUGUGGGAGUAUGAGCAAGCACAAGAUGAGCUGCAGUAACUGCACUGAUUCUGUGUACUUGAUUUUGUUUCGGGAGGAUUUGGGGGCGGAGGGUUUUAUGUUUCAUGUACUUUACAAAUAUGCAAAAAAUAAAUAAAUAAAUAACUUUUUAUAAGUUUCA